Anguilla anguilla (European eel) is the source of this 2876-nucleotide messenger RNA. RefSeq names its product dopamine receptor D2 like (gene drd2l). Gene Ontology annotation, biological process: adenylate cyclase-activating adrenergic receptor signaling pathway; adenylate cyclase-inhibiting dopamine receptor signaling pathway. Gene Ontology annotation, molecular function: dopamine neurotransmitter receptor activity, coupled via Gi/Go; G protein-coupled receptor activity. The record is from RefSeq and is a predicted model, not a curated record. Bases 125 to 1492 code for a protein of 455 amino acids. NCBI's taxonomy places the organism in Eukaryota, Metazoa, Chordata, Actinopteri, Anguilliformes, Anguillidae. Gene Ontology annotation, cellular component: presynaptic membrane; glutamatergic synapse. The transcript is spliced from 8 exons.
GAGCUGGCUUAAGGACAGGAGGCACGGAGGCAGGUGCCACAAGCUCAGACGCUCGGCCCGGGGACAGAAUCUGCAGGACACAUCAAACAGAGCUAAACGAAACGCAGAUCAGCAGUGCCCCAGGAUGGUUGUGUUUAAUCUGACCCUGGAGGAGGACUACUCCCCUGCCCCCUCCCUCUCCCCGCCUGUGCCUCCCUGCUCCGUGCUCUCCAACUCCAGCUCCCCCGCUCAGUCCUCCCCCCCUUACAACUUCUACGCGGUCCUGCUGGUGCUGCUCAUCUUCUGCGUGGUCUUCGGCAACGUGCUGGUGUGCCUGGCGGUGUCGCGGGAGCGGGCCCUGCAGACCACCACCAACUACCUCAUCGUUUCCCUGGCCGUGUCCGACCUGCUGCUGGCCACGCUGGUCAUGCCCUGGGGGGUCUACCUGGAGGUGGUUGGCGGCUGGAGGUUCAGCCCCAUCUACUGUGACAUCCUGCUGACUCUGGACGUCAUGAUGUGCACGGCCAGCAUUCUCAACCUCUGUGCCAUCAGCAUCGACAGGUACACUGCAGUGGCCAUGCCUCUGCUGUAUAACACCAGGUACAGCUCCAGGAGGAGAGUGGCUCUGAUGAUCGCUGUGGUGUGGUUCCUCUCCUUCGCCAUCUCCUGCCCCCUGCUGUUCGGACUGAACAACACAGCCAGUCGGGAGGUGUGGAAGUGCAGUAUCGCGGACCCCGCCUUCGUGGUCUACUCCUCCGUCGCCUCCUUCUACGUGCCCUUCAUCGUGACGCUGCUGGUGUAUGCGCAGAUCUGCGUGGUGCUGCGCAGGCGGGGCCGACGCACCGCCCCGCCCCGCAGGCACGCCCUCCACGUGCAGGGAGGGGCGGAGCCAGGGGAGGGGCAGAGGCAGAGGAAGAAUAAGUGUACCCACCCUGAAGAUGUGAAGCUCUGUACUCUGAUAGUCAAGCCCCCUGCCGCAGUCCCUCACCGCAAGAAAGUGACUCUGGUGAAGGAGGCGGUGGUCCACCCGCUAGAGGCGGAGCCUGUUCGCUUCCUCGGCCAAACAGAGCAGUCCUCUCGGCCCAAAAUCUCUCUCUCUGUCUCCGUCUCUCCUGCUCCCCCUCUCCCCCCCGCUGCUCGCUCGGCUCUCGUUCCUCGCGGGGCGGUGUUUGAGGAGGGGGUGCGGGGGCGGGAGGGGUGGAGGGAGAGGGACCGAGAAAGGGAGGAGAAGGGAGGGAUGGUGAAGGAAAGAGUGAGGGGGAGGCUGUCGCAGCAGAAGGAGAGGAAAGCAACUCAGAUGCUGGCUAUAGUGCUCGGCGUGUUCAUCAUCUGUUGGCUGCCCUUCUUCCUGACCCACGUGCUGCGUGUGCACUGCAGCAGCUGCUGCAUCUCGCCCACGCUGUACAGCGCCGUCACCUGGCUGGGCUACCUCAACAGCGCCGUCAACCCCGUCAUCUACACCACCUUCAACAUCGAGUUCCGCAAGGCCUUCAUCAAGAUCCUACACUGCUGAUCACCUGCAAGGCCUUCAUCAAGAUCUUACACUGCUGAUCACCUGCAAGGCCUUCAUCAAGAUCUUACACUGCUGAUCACCUGCAAGGCCUUCAUAAAGAUCCUACACUGCUGAGAGUCUACAAGGAGUUCAUCAAGAUCCUACACUGCUGAGAGUCUACAAGGAGUUCAUCAAGCUCCUACACUGCUGAGAAUCUGCAAGAAGAUCAUCAAGAUCCUACACUGCUGAGAAUCUGCAAGAAGAUCAUCAAGAUCCUACACUGCUGAGAAUCUGUAAGGAGUUCAUCAAGAUCCUACACUACUGAUCGCCUGCAAGGCCUUUACUGCUAAGAGUUCCAUAAGGCCUUCAUCAAGAUCCUACACUGUAAAGACUUCCACAAGGCAUUGAUCAAGGUCCUAUACUGCUGAGUUCCACAAGGUUUUCUUCAAGAUCCUACGCUGCUAAGAGUUCCAUAAGGCGUUCAUCAAGAUCCUAUACUGCUGAGCUCCACAAAGCUUUCAUCAAGAUCCUACGCUGCUGAGUUCCACAAGGCCGUUAUCAAGAUCCUACAAUGCAAAGGGUUCCACAAGGCCUACAUAAUGAUCCUGUACUGAUGAAGAUCUGAUGCAUGUCUCAAAAGCAUGAAAUGAGAUCCUUUGCUGCUUCCACAAAGUCUUUAUAAAGAUUCUACACUGCUUAGAGUAGCAUAUGGUCUUCAUAAAGAUCAUGACUUAAAUCAAUAAGAUCCUUCUUACAAAUAGUUCACAUAUAGAGUUCCACAAGCUUUUUAUGAAUAUCCUCCACUGCAGAAAGGUCCGCGAAGCCUUAAUAAAUACCCUUCACUGCGCAGAGUUCCUUAAGCUUUCAUAAAUCGGAGAGUUCCUCAAGGCUUUCAUAAAUCAGAGAGUUCCUCAAGGCUUUCAUAAAGAUCCUUCAUAUCAGAGAGCAGAGAGUUCCUGUAUGUCUUCAUAAAGAUCCUGCAUUGCUGAGUGAAGGGGGGUGGGGUGCUAGGUUGAUGUAAAGAGGGGAGGGCAGUAGAGAGCUAUACAAAAAUUGCAUUUAAUAUCUCAUUGCAUUUAAUAAUGACAAAAGAACAGCACAUGACUAUCCAACUCUUGCUGCUGACCAAGAUAAAACGCGGACAGAAGGACCAAAAGUGAGAUCAAAACUGACUGUACCUAACUGUCAGAAAGAGAGAUCUAGACAGAGGAGGGAGCUGACAAAAAAAAACUGAGAUAAGAAUGGUUCAGUCAGAUUAAAUCUCAGUAGUGAGAUAUGAAAAGAGAUACAGCCAUGAAAUACAGCUCUACUGUAAAUAUUUGUAUCUCUGAUUUUGAAAACAGUCAUUUGUGAGCACAGGAAAUGAUUGUACAUAUGAAACUAUUAAAGCAUUGUUUGUGUUUUA